AUGGCGGCCUUCUUCAUCACUUCUGCCUUGGCAUUGGCAGGCUCGGCUGUUGCGCAGCUCGAAGGUCGAGGCUUUCCAGAUUGUGGCAAUGGACCGUUGAAGAAUAACACUGUUUGCGAUACUACCGCGGACCCAUUGACGAGAGCGACUGCUUUGAUCAAUGCCUUUACAUUGCAGGAAAAGCUCAACAACACUGGCUCGACUUCUCCCGGAGUUCCUCGACUUGGACUACGCGCCUACACAUGGUGGCAAGAAGCACUGCAUGGUGUUGCAGAUUCGCCGGGUGUUAACUUCUCGGACUCUGGGCCAUUCCGCUAUGCAACAUCGUUCCCACAGCCGAUCUUGAUGGGAGCUGCGUUCGACGAUGAUUUGAUCCGAGACGUGGCUACGGUCAUUUCUACCGAAGCUAGAGCUUUCAAUAACGAUGAUCGUGCUGGGUUGGACUUUUGGACUCCAAAUAUCAAUCCAUUCAAAGAUAGUAGAUGGGGUCGUGGCCAAGAGACCCCAGGAGAGGACCCAUAUCACCUUUCCAGUUAUGUCGCUGCUUUGAUUGAAGGCCUGCAGGGUGAUCGCAACGACAAGUACAAGCGAUUGGUUGCCACUUGCAAGCACUUUGUGGCAUACGACUUGGAGAACUGGAACGGCAAUUAUCGGUACCAGUUCGAUGCGCAGGUCAACCAGCAAGAUCUCGUAGAGUACUACAUGCCAGCAUUCCAGCAGUGUGCCAGAGAUUCCAAUGUGGGUGCAUUCAUGUGCAGCUAUAACGCUCUGAACGGCGUGCCUACGUGUGCGGACCCUUGGUUACUGCAGACUAUUCUUCGCGAGAAGUGGAACUGGACUUCAGAGCAACAGUGGGUCACGUCCGAUUGUGACUCAAUUCAGAACGUUUACCUUCCACAUGAGUAUGGAUCCUCUCGCGAGGAAGCGGUUGCGUUAAGUCUCAAAGCUGGAACCGAUAUCGAUUGUGGGACAUACUACCAAGAGCAUUUGCCUGGAGCAUACGAGCAAGGCUUGAUCAACGUCACGGACUUGGACACCGCCCUGAUCCGUCAAUACUCCUCCCUCGUACGUCUUGGCUACUUUGAUGGUGACGCUGUGCCAUACCGGAGCCUAGCCUGGGACGAUGUCAACACACCACACGCGCAACAGCUAGCUCACAAAGCCGCCGUGGAAGGCAUCACUCUGCUGAAGAACGAUGGACUACUGCCACUCCCAAUCAGCAACGGCACCAGCAUCGCCUUGAUCGGACCCUGGGCCAAUGCCACAGAGCAAAUGCUCGGCAAUUACGACGGCAUUCCUCCCUACUUCCACUCGCCCCUCUACGCUGCUCAACAAACUGGUGCGACCGUAAACUACGCUGCCGGACCCGGGACACUCGACCCAACGACGAACUCAUGGCUCAACGUCUGGGCCGCUGCCAACAAGUCGGAUAUCAUCGUCUUCGCCGGCGGUAUCGACAACUCCGUCGAAGCCGAGGAGAUGGACCGUGUCACUAUCGCUUGGUCCGCACCACAACUUGACAUGAUCGGACAGCUCGCCACAUACGGCAAGCCGGUCAUUGUCUUGCAGAUGGGAGCCGGACAACUCGACAGUACACCACUCAUCAACAAUGCCAACGUUUCAGCCCUCCUAUGGGGCGGCUACCCAGGUCAAGACGGCGGCGUUGCCCUCUUCGACAUCAUCACGGGAAAAUCAGCACCAGCAGGCCGCCUCCCAACAACUCAAUAUCCAGCCAGAUACACCUCCCAAGUCCCCAUGACCGACAUGACGCUCCGUCCCAACAGCACCACUGGCUCUCCCGGCCGAACCUACAUGUGGUACAACGAAGUCCCCGUCUUCGAAUUCGGCUACGGUCUCCACUACACCAACUUCACCGCCAGUAUCGAAACCCCAUCAUCACCAUCUUCCUACUCCUACUCCAACUCCAACUCCAACUCCGCAUCAUCCGCGUCCUACGACAUCUCAACCCUAACAACAACCUGCACAACCCCCUACCCAGACCUCUGCCCCUUCACCACCUUCCCCAUAACCAUCACAAACACCGGCACCACCGAAUCCGACUACGUUGCUCUCGGCUUCCUCGCCGGCACCCACGGUCCCGCUCCGCGUCCCAACAAGCGUCUAGUGUCCUACCAGCGACUCCACAACCUCACCGCUGGCGAGUCUCAGACGGCACAUUUGAACUUGACGCUGGGGAGUCUUGCGAGAGUUGAUGAGAUGGGGAAUAAGGUGUUGUAUCCGGGGGAGUAUGCGUUGCUGGUGGAUACGCAGCCGCUCGCGAUGGUGAAUUUCACGUUGGGCGGUGAGGAGAAGGUGUUGGAUGAGUGGCCGCAGCCGCCGGCGGAUAGGGUUAAGUUUCCGAGGGCGAAGGAUCAGUACUUUGUGGGUGGGUAUGGGAGUGAGCAGGUCUUGGAGUAA
Messenger RNA from Fulvia fulva, 2418 nucleotides. RefSeq names its product putative exo-1,4-beta-xylosidase bxlB. Gene Ontology annotation, biological process: arabinan catabolic process; xylan catabolic process. The transcript is spliced from 3 exons. Gene Ontology annotation, cellular component: plant-type cell wall. Lineage: Eukaryota; Fungi; Ascomycota; Dothideomycetes; Mycosphaerellales; Mycosphaerellaceae. The coding region runs from base 1 to 2418 and encodes 805 amino acids. The record is from RefSeq and is a predicted model, not a curated record. Gene Ontology annotation, molecular function: xylan 1,4-beta-xylosidase activity; alpha-L-arabinofuranosidase activity.